Molecule: messenger RNA, 1472 nt
Organism: Copidosoma floridanum
Lineage: Eukaryota; Metazoa; Arthropoda; Insecta; Hymenoptera; Encyrtidae
Gene: Nf-YA
Product: nuclear factor Y-box A
Biological process (GO): regulation of DNA-templated transcription
Molecular function (GO): DNA-binding transcription factor activity
Source: RefSeq, a predicted model, not a curated record
AUGGAUCAGCUUGGAGAAGGUCAAGCAGUUAUGGUUGGAGGUGCCAAUGGCACUGUUCAAGUCGUUCAAAUGGGCCAAGCCAGUUGCCAGGGUCAAACAGUUAUGCUUCCACAGGCAAUCCAGGUUGCUGCACCAAAUGGACAGAUACAGGUUGUCCCUAUGUCUAGUUUGACCGGAGCGGGUCAACAGAUAGUUAUUCAACCUCAAACGCCGCAGAUUAUUCAGACACCGGAUGGUCAAACUUACAUAUAUCAGCCUGUUCAGCUUGACAACCAAAUUCAGCAACAGCCACAGCCUACAGUAAUAAACAUCAAUGGAAAUUUGAUGCAAAUUGCUAGUCCAACGGCGCAAACAACCACAGCAGCAAGUCCAGUUCAACAAAUCACAACCCCAACAGCAGCUACUCAGGCAGGAAACAUUGUUAUGAUGGUUCCGAGUACUAGUAGCACUCCUCAAUUUCAACGUGUAGCUCUUCCGAAUGCUGAAUUUCUUACAGAAGAAGAACCUCUUUACGUUAAUGCAAAACAGUAUAAACGUAUUUUGAAGCGUCGGCAGGCAAGAGCAAGACUUGAAGCUGAAGGAAAAAUUCCAAAAGAACGACCAAAAUAUCUUCACGAAUCGCGUCAUCGACACGCAAUGAAUAGAAUUCGUGGUGAAGGUGGUCGUUUUCAUUCAGGCCAAAUGAAGAAAAAAGGAAAAUCCAAUAACAACGCUAUGAUGAAUCAGCACAUAGCUACCUCGACCAGUAACAGCAACAUGACAUCUACAAUCAUCAUCGAGCAUGCUCAUCCUGGUGAAGUUUUACCCGACAUUAUUAAUAACGAAACUUUAGUUAGUAUGAAAUAAUAGUAAUUUUAAUUUUUGGAGGUUUUUUUUAAAGGCUUCUAAAUUUUUCCUGAGAAGUCUGUGAUCUAUUGGAAGUUACAUUAAGUAAGAAAUUUAUCAUCAUCAAUCUCGAAAUAUGUUUCAUUAAAAAUGUACAUACUUAUUCGGUUCAUUAAAUCGGUGAAUGUUUUUUGUUGUUGAUGGUAAUGAAUUUCGUAAGGAAUUUUUUUCCUCUACAAAAGAGUUUAAGAAUAAUUGAACGACCAAUAAUUGCUCAAUUGUUCUCAAACUCACAAUAUUUGCUUUCUAUCUAUGAAAGCAUCUUUGUAAAAAAAUUUAGAAAACAAUUCUGUUUUCAACGAAAAAGUAUGCACUAAUUGGUGAACUUGACUCGUUUGCUCAAUGAUCAAAGUAACUGCAAACGCGGAAUUUUACAAUAGUCAUACUAAACAUCACACAUGCUAAAUUUUUUAAAUUUAUUAAAAAGUGUAUGUUGUACGUUUGUCAUAAAUAAUAUCAUUGAAUAUCUAGUUGCAAAGUUUGAUGUAAUAGGGCAAGUACAAUCACCCUUAAUUCAAAUAAUCAAAGAAAUUGCUUUUUAUAUUAUUACAGAGCGUAAGUAGUAGUAUAUAUUUUGUUCAUUUUUU